Racocetra persica is the source of this 922-nucleotide messenger RNA. The record is from the annotation of a GenBank genome assembly. Lineage: Eukaryota; Fungi; Glomeromycota; Glomeromycetes; Diversisporales; Gigasporaceae.
CCCUUUACAACCUGAGUAUAUAUGUGAAGGAAAUAGACAAAGCAGUAGUAUUGUUACAAGUACUUCUACUGCAAUUAUAUCUGUUUACCAAAUGGUUUUUGGCACUAAAGCAAAAUUUCCAGGUCUUGCAUAUUUAGGUUUAAAUCAGGAUAAAACAGCACAAAAAUUAUUAAAAAAUAUUAUUUUUUAUCCUUUUAUUAUUAAAUUAGAAAAUAUUUCGAUUUUUGUUGGAUCACUUGGUAAAAUUUUAUAUUCAAACCCAAAUAAAGUUGGUUGUCAUUAUAUGGCAUCAUUAUUUUAUAAAUAUAAAGCGAAACAAUCAGUUUUUUCUCAAUGUAUUCGUGACAAUUUAUAUACAAUUACAAUUUAUCAAAAUAGCCAAAUUAUUGCAGAAUACAAUAAUAGUUCACCUAAUGCUAUUUGGCAACAAACUGGUAUUCUAAAAUCUAUCCCGGAUAAUAUUUUAUUUGCUAUAAAUCAUCCUACAACUUUACAAAAAUUGAAACAAGCAUAUGAAAUAAAAUUUCUUUAUCAAACUUCUAUAUCUAAUCAAUGCACAUAUGCAGAUUGGGAUAACAAAAUAAUUAUGGAACACCUGUUUGAAUUACAUUUAAACAAAGCAGCAUGGCGUGCAGUAUUUCAUGCUGCAGGAUGUACAGAAAUUACUCCAUAUAACAAAAAAAUUUCAGAGAUCGAAUUUUGGACAAAUGUAUCUAAUCCUGGAAAAGAUUGUGAUACCCUUAGAAAUCUAUAUGAAGAUAGAUUUUUGAAUAUAUCAUCACAAACUUCAUCAGAUAAAAAAAUUAUAUCACAGGCUUUAUCGGAUAAAGCACACAUAUCAUUGCAAAUUUUUCUAGACAAGAUAUUUUGGAACUGCUUACACGAUAGCUAUGAUGCAAAUCCUAUAGAAAUAGAUGGCAAA